AUGGAGAAAGCAUUUCCUUAUCUGGGAAUGGUGGUUUCUCAGUUUGCUCAGGUGGGGCUUUUCAUUAUGAGCAAAGAAGCCAUCUUGAGUGGGAUGUCAACCUUCACCUUUGCUUUCUAUUCAAGUUCUAUUUCUUCAUUCAUCCUUCUUCCCUCUUCCUUUCUCCUCUACAGAUCAACCCGGCCUCCACUUUGCUGGGAUUUCUUCUGGUCCUGUUUUUUAGUUGGUCUACUUGGAUUGCUAAUGCAGGUAUUUGGUAUGACUGGGAUUUUAUAUGCCUCAGCAUCUCUUUCGACAGCUAUGCUCAACCUCAUUCCCGGAUUCACUUUUCUAUUUGCUGUUCUAUUCAGGAUGGAAGUACUGGACUUCAGAAGCUUCAGCAGCCUUGCCAAAACCAUUGGGACUGUUGUGGCAAUCUCAGGUGCUAUAGUUGCGACCUUUUAUGAAGGUCCUAUCUUACUGAUGAUCCCUUCAAGUCCGAAUCUAGCAGUUCAAUCUCUUAAUCCGUCGUCAAAUUGGGUCCUAGGAGGAAUCCUUCUAGGAAUUUGUUCCUUUUUAUCUUCCAUGUUUAUUAUAGCGCAGGCUUUUGUCCUUAAGAAGUAUCCUGUGGAGUUGAUCAUAAUGUUCUCUUAUAGCUGCUUUGUGGCUAUCCUUUCUGCAGCAGCUUCGCUAAUCAUAGACAAAGACUUCAGUACUUGGAGCCUGAAUUCUAAAACGAGGUUGCUUGCUGUUAUAUACGCGGGACUAUUUGGAAAUGUGUUCCAAGUCACCAUCGGCGCAUGGGUUGUACGCAAGAAGGGUCCUUUUUUUGCUGCAACAUUUCAUCCCCUCGGGAUUGUCAUUGCUACGACUGUGGGCGUGAUCUUCCUGCAUGACAUUUUUUACCUUGGAAGUUUGAUAGGCUCCGUAAUCAUUGUCAUUGGAUUUUAUGCUGUGAUGUGGGGAAAAAACAAAGAAAGGAAGCUGAUCGAUAACACUGUGGUCAGUUGCUUGGAAUCAGGAAACGAAAAAUCACCUCUCCUGGUGUAUACAAAAAAAGAAAAACUCCGGCUCAGGUUUCCUCUGAGUAAUUUCUUGCAGAAUUUUCUAGCUCGUUACGAAGUGCACUUGAGCCAGUUGACCCCCAACGCUAUCAGCAGGGUGCUUGGAUAUGAACUUCUGUGUAAGGCUUUGAAGUUGCAGACAUCUUUUGAAGAUUUCGCCUUCUUUUUCAGAUUUAUACGUAUCGGAGAUCGGUAUACUGUUUCGCACAGGGUGGGGGUUCCUGUCAUUGUCCGGGGUUUACCAAAUCGUGUAAAGGAAUGGAGAACACGAUUCUUUUACAUUGAUAGGAAGAUUGUCACCAGUUCUAUGGUGUGGCGUGAUAAGGAGAAACCUAUCAAAGACAUAAGCCUCGUGUCAGGGGGGAAUGAUCCGGCCAUUGUGGAGCUCGGGAAGCAUUCUGUCUUUGGUAGGAUCCUUCCAGAGGCUGCAUUGAUUCAUGCUGGGAUGAGUCACCUUGGGAAGAAGGAUAAAAAGCCAAAGCCCAAGCUUAUUGGUUCUGACUGGCUUGAGAAGGACUUGAUUUCCUUUUUAGAUGACAAAGGUCUCAACGCCAUUGGGGAUGAGACUAGAGCCGCUUGGAAAUGUAAGGCUUCUGCAAUAAAGCCUACUAAAAUACCUUCUGGGAAGAAGAGAAAAGCUUCUUUGCCUCUGAAUAGCCAGGAGGCUUUGCGUCAAGCUUUGGCAGCGGCCCAGGAGGAAGGAAAGGAGUAUGAGUUGCUGAUAGCAGAACUCAGCACGGAGUCUAAACAAACUAAAGGAAAGAUCGCAAAGUUAGAGAAGCAGGUAGCAGUUCUGAAGGAAAAUCAUUCUCGUUUAUUGUUGGAAGGGGUACCUUAUCUCCAAGAAGUUGUCAAGCCACUUAAGGAAAGUUGUCGUAAUUUUGAGCGUUCGGAGGCUGCUGAGUUUUAUCAUGGGGAGUAUUUUAGGGAUACAUCACUGCAGAAGAUGCCCAUGUACAACGCCGAUGCCAAGAUGUCUGUCAUGAUGGCUAAUUUGAGUUUUCUCAAGGCAACACAUGAAUUUCACCAAAGGUUUUCUUCCAAACCAGACAAUCCUGUUGCUGAACUACUGGAAAUUGUACCGAAGUCUUGUCACUCUGGAGGAGAUAAACAGCCAACAUUAAUCAAGGUUCCGUUUGAAGACAAUGAGGACAGUGAAGGUUCCACGUCAAGACAAUGA
Oldenlandia corymbosa var. corymbosa is the source of this 2223-nucleotide messenger RNA. The record is from the annotation of a GenBank genome assembly. Lineage: Eukaryota; Viridiplantae; Streptophyta; Magnoliopsida; Gentianales; Rubiaceae.